Messenger RNA from Acaromyces ingoldii, 3229 nucleotides. RefSeq lists its product as hypothetical. Bases 211 to 2733 code for a protein of 840 amino acids. Lineage: Eukaryota; Fungi; Basidiomycota; Exobasidiomycetes; Exobasidiales; Cryptobasidiaceae. The transcript has a single exon. The record is from RefSeq and is a predicted model, not a curated record.
GGACACGCCUGCGAACAGUGAGGCCCUGCUCAAUGUCCAUGCUAGAAGCCGCAGUGAGGGUGCCUUUGCGGGUGACGACUACUCAGUGACAUACGACAUUGACGCGCUCAGCGCCUGGAUCCUGCCUAGGCUCGUGCCUGGUCUUCGCGUCGGCCCAGAGAUGCGCAUCAGGACCGAUGAGUGAGUGAAGCACUGCUUCGUCUCGCAGUCAUGCUAGCUUUUCUGACUUCUGGCCAUUCUAGCGACCACUACUCGCUGCUGGAAGAGUUCGAGGAGUUGCGUCGACGCACCGCUUCCACAACUUCCCGCAACACGACGUCGUGCGACGGCCCACUGACAGGACGGCACUCAGAGGGUGAACACCGACAAGGAACUCAAGAUAUUUCAGUCUCCGGCGACUUUGGCGGCCCGUCCAGCAAGAAAGCCAUUCGUCCGCCUCGACGAGGCGCUGUCCGUCAGCGAAGAGCCGACAACAGCACUGGCGCUAUCUCGACGCAAAGCCUAGUGAACGACAAGAAAUCCUCCUCUCCGUCAGGAGACGAGCAAGUCGCAGAGCGUCUCGAUGGACGCGUCGAAGAGGCGAUGCUGGAAAUGAAAGACAAGGGCAAGCAAACGGAGGAAGGCACGGCUUGGCUUGACUUUAAUUCCGCCGCGACCGAUGCAUCGCCUCUCACGGAGAAGGACUAUCAGGUAUCUCCGACAAGGGGAGCGGAAGACCAGGUACAUAACGAAGAGCUGCUCUCUCCCUUGAGUCGCUCUUUAGCAAACGAGCUGGGACUUUCUCCGACGCCCAGUGAGAUUCGACGCAAGCGAUGCCUCUCAGCCGAGCUUGGGCUGCUGGUGGAGAAAGACGAAGAGAAGCACCACGAGGCUCUCGAGUCGGGUGACACCGUGAGCCCGCUCAAGCAAGACAAAUGGAAACGGCGGAGCCUUGGCUCGGAGAUGGGAUUGAGACAAUUCAGCUAUGAUGACCUCGACGCCCCGAACGGAUCACCAGUCUCAAGCCAGGUCGGACGAAGGCGGACAUCGAUCGAAUGGGGAUCCGCUUCUAAGCGAUCAAAAAAGGCUGAAAGCAGCAGUUGCGGCGGCAGCGUCCUCUCUGUCGGCACGGAGACGGAGAUCAUCAUCUCUCCCGAUGUGACAAUCGAGCGCAAGGGGUCUGUCAAGUCUGUUUGCGCAUCGGUCACCGAAGAUCAAGCAGAGCAGCAAGCUGUAGAAAAAAAGGUGGAGGCGCAAGAGGAGCUGCAGCAGCACGUCGUCGUCCUAGAGGGAAGCUACAGUGACGAAUCUUGUCGAGAUGAAGAGGGUCCGGCACCCAUUCAACACCCCGAGAUGGAAACCUCCAGUGCCGAGCAUGAAGAAGACAUCGGAAACGUCACUUCCCAGUGUUCGAUCGAGGAGGUCCUCUUCGUGCGUCAAGCCGGAGCCGCCUUGUCCGACGAAGCAGGCGAAGAGAUACCGAGAAGGACAACCUACCAGCCCGGGAUGCCACUCGAAUUGCUCGAAGAGGUGACUGAAGAGCCGACUGUGUCCGAAGUAAGCGAUGAGAGCGUGACCGGACUGCAAGCUGCCAACACCAAAAGGAGCGAAGGUCUGCCGGGAUCCGACAAGGAGCAAAUUGUGACAAUGUCGACACCACCACGAGCGCAAGGCAUCUCGCAAAUGCUCGACCGAUCAUGGGAGAGGCUUCACGGCCUUGGCACUCCCAGCUCGGUUGGCGGAACAUCGGCAUAUGGCUGGGCCGAGCUUCAUCUUAAUUCAUCGUCUCCUCGCUCAGCUUCUCGCUCGCCCUCCAAGUCGACCACACCGAGGACGAGACCUUCGAUGUCGAAGAAGAUCCACCAGCAACGUUUACACCAGCAACUUGCCUCCCACGCCGUGCUCUCGCCAUUUUCUUCACCGCAAAAGGUCAUUGGCCUCAACUCGAGCUUUUGGAUAAACUCUCCACAACCCGUCAAGCUCGAGCUGCAGAAGCUGCUAUACAGUCAGGCCAAUGCACCACUAGACCCCUUUUCUUCGUCUUCCAAGGUGAUUUCUCCAAGGACCCGUCCACGACUCUUGGCCGACCAGAUGGAGAUGAUACAGAACGACGAUGACGACUGGGUCGAGCUCGAAGCCGACGAAGAGAAGGUGACUGCGAAUGGAGGGCGCUCAGCAUCGACGACUCGCCGCUGGAAGAGAAUGUCGUCCAGUUCCACCAUGUCGCUAGCAAGCAUCGCUACUUCGACAACCUCGGGCAGCCUGCGACGGAGCAGCAACGGGUCCUCCGUCCUGGAGAAUCUGCAGCAGGCGAGUAGGUCAAAGGGAAAGGGGAAGGAAAGGAGAAGCCUGCACGAGAUUUGGUCAGGUAAAAAGCACGGAAAGACGGGCACGGCUGAUACCCCCGCGACACCGACGUAUCCAACCUCGAAGACGAGGGACGCAACCACACUCGGUCUUGAUGCAUUGAACGGCGAGAACGGCAAGACCGACUUGGGUGAGAGCGAUGGAGAUGAGAAGACGCCGGUGACCGCUUCGCAAACCCUUCAUCACCGUCCGCCCUCUCCGCCAGCCUCGUCGAUGGCAACUAGUAUGAGGGCGACGGGAGGCUGUGAGGAAGAAGAAGGUGAUCAUGGCUCAAGCUACAGCACCGAUGCAGUCUCGAUCAAGUCUUGCAAGAGAACCAGUGAGUGUGAAGAUAGGAGUGGCAUGUGUGUUCUGGUGCUGAGACGAAGCACGGCCAGGUUUUGCUAGACCACAAAGGGUCUUGAUCACGCCUCCCAGCAGUGCCUUCACUACCGUCUUGGGUAACCCCUGCCAAGAAGACGCUCAAGACGAGGAGGCACACUGGCAAGACGAACCUGACUCAGCCGCAGAAAUGCGAGACCAAGAGCCUGAAGCGACUGUGUUGCCCUCGCCAAGCUCGUACACCAAGAGGCGUCGCUACGCGAUCGGCUCGCCGUCGACCGCUUCGUCUCCCAGCAGGAAGUCGAUGAGCAGCUGCUCCUCUGCGACCAAAGUGACUGGCAGCUCGCGCCAGAUCGAGGCUUCGGCAAUGUCAAACGCAAUGACUUUUGCGAGCCCGCUGCGAGAGAUGAGAGGCCCGCAUCGACACCGUCGCACGCCAGGUUCGCUACACCGUCAGGGCGGCAGUGCCGGCGGCGGUUCACCUUGCUCCAUCAGCCGCCCACGCGCACAGCUCCCCUCGGUCCAUAUUCGCCCUCCAAGCUCUUCCACCAGCGUUCCUAUG